CACAGAGAGAACUAUUUAGGGAAUUCCCUCAUGGGGCCGGUGGGCCGGUGGCAGAAAGGGAAGGAUUUGUCGUGGUACGCCAAAGAUAAGAAGAGCGGCGCGUCUCUGUCUAAAGAGCAGGAGAUGGCAGUGGUGCGAGAGGCGGAGCACGAGGUCAUGUUAGCAACGCUGGGUCAUAAAACAAUCAAGAGACAACCAACUGGCCUUACCAAAGAGGAUCUUGCAGAUGUGUGCCGGACGGAAGGGGAGGCGGAUGAACGGGACACGGUGGACAGGGCCUCUGGGCUCGGAAGCUCCAGCACCACAAAGCUGAUAGACUGCAAGAAGCCAGUAAGACGCCUGAGGAAGCCCACAGACCUGAUAAAGAAGAUAAAAGAUCUGACAGAAAGAAGAAGAGUAAAAAAGAAAAGAAAAGCAAGAAGAAAAAAAAAAGAGAAAACGAAGCACAGAAGCAGAAGUGACUCUUCAGAUUCCGACUCUGAAAGCUUCAGUAAAAGGCGUAGAAAGGAUCCCCGGGACCACCAUGGUCCUAAUCCAUCAAGGAGCAGUCAGAGUGGAGCCGGAGCCCGUGACAGCCAUUCAAGAGGGGGGCUAAAGGCCGAGCACAGGACCCUGACCCCCCCUCACCAGCACCGCCGGCACGACACGGACUCGUCCUCUGAUGGACACCGCGCUGGUCGAGGCUCCCCGGCACAAAGCUACCGGCGGCGCCAUGAUAGCAGCUCAGACGACUGAUGCCCCGCUAUCCACACCUCCUCACCCUGAGAACGGAUCCAGUCGCCUCUUUGUCAGACUCUGGACAACUUAGGCCACAAGACAUGGCAGAAGUGUGUGUGUGCGUGUGUGUGUGUGUGUGUGUGUGGCAGACUGAUAAGGAUUUCUGGGUGCAUUACACUUAUCCUGUAAAUGUAGAGUAAAACACUGUCGUAUUUGGUGCGUACAGCACUCAUUCUGGACACAAAGUGCGACUGCAUUUCCUUUAGUAACUGUACUUUAUAAAACGGAUA
Sinocyclocheilus anshuiensis is the source of this 1007-nucleotide messenger RNA. Its product is annotated as multiple myeloma tumor-associated protein 2-like. NCBI's taxonomy places the organism in Eukaryota, Metazoa, Chordata, Actinopteri, Cypriniformes, Cyprinidae. The transcript is spliced from 7 exons. Bases 31 to 735 code for a protein of 234 amino acids. The record is from RefSeq and is a predicted model, not a curated record.